AUGAUGAAGAUGUAUCGCCGUCUUGUUGUCAAUUCCUUGCGCCUAAACGCUGCGCCCUCGUCCCUCGUACGAUAUCAGCAGAGCCGUCUCAUAAGUGCACGUCGUGUGCCGUCAGAAGAGACACUUGCAGCACUUAAGGCAUUGCUGGGUACUCGUCUCUCGACGGCCUCAUCCGUUUUGGAGCAACACGGAACCGAUGAGUCGUACCACGCGGUGGCUCCUCCUGAUGCUGUAGCCUUUGUACAAUCCACUAAUGAAGUUUCAGAGGUUGUCAAGAUCUGCGCUGCUGGUAACACGCCCGUGAUCGCUUUUGGUGCAGGAUCUUCUCUGGAGGGACAUAUCUCUGCUACUGAAGGCGGUGUCUCGAUCGACCUCACAGGCAUGAACGAGAUUCUGAGUGUUGAGCCAGAGAAUAUGAGUUGCAAGGUGCAGGCUGGUGUCACACGCGAGCAGCUCAAUGUCGAUCUACGUGCUACAGGCCUCAUGUUCCCCGUGGAUCCUGGUGCCAAUGCAACUCUUGGUGGCAUGAUCUCGACUAACGCGUCGGGCACUACUACCGUGCGUUAUGGCAACAUGAAGACCAACGUCAUGUCAUUGACGGCUGUCAUGGCCGACGGACGCAUCAUCAAGACGGGUUCCAAGACCCGCAAGUCUUCUGCUGGCUACGAUCUCACUCGCAUGCUUAUCGGAUCGGAGGGUACACUCGGUAUUGUUACGGAAGCUGAGCUGCGUCUUUUUGGAGUUCCCGAAGUCGAGAAGACGAUGAUUUGCCAGUUUGACUCGAUUCAAAAUGCUGUUGACAUGUGUGCAACUGUGAUGCAGAUGGGCAUCCCAGUGGCGCGUAUGGAGUUGAUGGACGAAAAUGCUGUGGACGCUAUUAACAAGUACUCGAAGAUGGAGACUCCUGUGCGGCCAUCGCUUAUCAUUGAACACCACGGCUCGCCUGGUGAGGUGGAAGAGCAGAGCUCCGUUGUGGUAGAGAUUGCCAACGACUUUGAGGCGAAGGACAUUGAACUGGCAACGAGUCUUGAGGAGCGCAAGAAAUUGUGGAGCGGUCGUCACGCUGCCUGGUACGCUACACUGAGUCAAAUGCCUGGUAGUCGUGGGCUGUGCACCGAUGUCGCCGUGCCAUUUGCCAAGUUGACGGACGUCAUUGUGGAGACACAGGCUGACUUAAAGGAGUGUGGGCUGUUUGGCGCAAUUGUGGGACACGUCGGCGACGGCAACUUCCACGUCAUGCUGCCGUUUUAUCAGGAUGAUGCGAAGCUGAUGCAAAAGGUGCGCGACUUCUCCGACCGUUUGGUAAACCGCGCUCUCGAGUGUGAGGGUACGUGCACGGGUGAGCACGGCAUUGGCAACGGCAAGAUGAGUUAUCUGUCCAAGGAGCAUAGCAAUGGUGUGGAGGUGAUGUAUAUGAUUAAAAAGGCGCUGGACCCUAAGGAUAUCAUGAAUCCUGGCAAGAUUUUUUACAGUGACAAGAAACACUAA
Molecule: messenger RNA, 1488 nt
Organism: Peronospora farinosa
Lineage: Eukaryota; Oomycota; Peronosporomycetes; Peronosporales; Peronosporaceae
Source: the annotation of a GenBank genome assembly